Dicentrarchus labrax (European seabass) is the source of this 5267-nucleotide messenger RNA. RefSeq names its product ADAM metallopeptidase domain 17b (gene adam17b). Lineage: Eukaryota; Metazoa; Chordata; Actinopteri; Moronidae. Gene Ontology annotation, biological process: membrane protein ectodomain proteolysis; Notch signaling pathway. The transcript is spliced from 18 exons. Gene Ontology annotation, cellular component: plasma membrane. Bases 239 to 2791 code for a protein of 850 amino acids. The record is from RefSeq and is a predicted model, not a curated record. Gene Ontology annotation, molecular function: metalloendopeptidase activity.
CUCUCUGCAGCUGUCUCUUCCUGGUUUCGCGAACUCAACGCGUUUUUCUGCGUUUUUUUCUGCGUUUUUCUGCGUUUUUCUGAGCACAACAAAGACCCAAACUGGACGAGAGUCGCUGAACUUCCUCCAGAAAAGAGUUUUCCGACUUUGUUUGAGUGUAAAGUGUCGUUAAAGAGUUGAAUGUGCUGCGUUGAGACGUUAAAGUGAAAGGGAUUAAACGUCCAUCAAUCAGAUCAACAUGAAGCUCAGACUCACUUUAUUCUGUCUGUUCAUCACUUUAACACAGACUGCUUCUUCUCCUCCUGCACAGCCUGAAGACCCACACUACUCGUCUCUCAGGUCAAUCCUGGACGACUUCGACGUGCUGCCUUUCUCCAGCCUGCAGACUCACUCCGUCCGCCGCCGCGACGUCCAAACUCAGACUCACGUGGAGAAGAUGGUCAGCUUCGACGCCCUGCAGAGGCAGUUCAGACUCUACCUGAGGACCAACGACGAGCUCUUCACCGACGACUUCAGAGCCGUGAUCGUGGACGAGGACGGACAAGAGCGAAACUACUCGGUCAACAGACACAACUACUUCACGGGACACGUCAUCGGUGAAGAAAACUCUCGAGUUCAGGCUCAUAUAGACGACCACGAGUUCUCCGCUCACAUCCUGACUAAUGAGGCCGAAUACAACGUCGAGCCUCUCUGGAGGUUCACGUCGGCGCCCCCUGAUGGUCGUCUGUUGAUCUACCGCUCAGAGGACAUCAGGAACCUCAGCCGUCUGCAGCAGCCCUCAGUCUGCGGCUACGUGACCUCUGACCCCGUCCACCUCUUCCCUGACAGCGUUAAAACGGCCAUAUUGGAAGAGCGAGAGGAAGAAGAGUUUGUGUCGAGAGGGAAGCGUCAGGUCCACGAUCACCUGAAGAACACCUGUCCUCUGCUGCUGGUGGCCGACCAUCGCUUCUUCAAGCACAUGGGCCGAGAGGAGGAGAGCACCACCCUCAACUACCUGAUCGAACUGAUUGAUCGUGUGGACGACAUCUACAGAAACACAUCGUGGGACGACGAGUUCAUCGGUUACGGCGUUCAGAUCCAGCAGAUCAUCAUAGAGAAGCGUCCGACCGCAGUGGCUGCUGGGAAAAGUCACUUCAACAUGAAAGGCAGUCCGGUGAAGGGGAGAGACAUUUGGGAUGUGAAGAAGCUUCUGGAGCAGUUCAGCAUCGACAUCGCAGAGAAAGCCGCCAACGUCUGCCUCGCUCACCUCUUCACCUAUCAGGACUUCGACGAAGGCACUCUGGGUCUGGCCUACGUCGCCCCGUCCAAACCCGACAUCCCCGGAGGUCUCUGCUCCAAAGCUUGUCCUUCGUCUGCGAACGAACAGAAAGUGAUCUACCUGAACACGGGCCUGACCAGCACCAAGAACUACGGGAAGACCAUCCUGACGAAGGAAGCCGACCUGGUGACGACUCACGAGCUCGGGCAUAACUUCGGGGCAGAACACGACCCCGACAACAUCCCGCACUGCGCCCCCCGAGAGGACCAGGGAGGGAAAUACGUCAUGUACCCCAUCGCAGUGAGCGGAGACCACGUCAACAACAAGAUGUUCUCGAACUGCAGUAAGCACUCCAUAGUGAAGCGUCUGAGGACGAAGGCGCCGUCCUGCUUCAAGCAGAGGAACAUUAACGUGUGCGGUAACUCUCGGGUGGAGCAGGGCGAGGAGUGCGACCCGGGACUGCUGCACAUCGACUCGGACCUCUGCUGCACCAAUGAAUGCAGACUGAAAGCCAGAGCUCAGUGCAGCGACAGGAACAGUGCGUGCUGUAAGAACUGCAGGUUCGAGUCUGAAGGUGAAGUCUGCCAGGAGCCCAUCAGCGCCACCUGUAAAGGACACUCGUACUGCACAGGAAACAGCAGCGAGUGUCCGCCGCCGGAGAACGCGCCGGAUCAAACGGUGUGUCUGGACAGCGGCGAGUGUCUGAACGGAGAGUGUAUCCCUUUCUGUCAGUCCGUCCUGAAGCUGCAGCCGUGUGCCUGCAACGAAACCAACUCGUCCUGUAAGGUCUGUUGCCGUGGCAGCGGCGGUGUCUGCGCCCCCUACCAGGAUGACACGGGUCACUUCCUGUACCUGCGUAAAGGCAAACCGUGCACCGUGGGGUUCUGCGACGGAGCGGGGAAGUGCAUGAAGCAGGUCCAGGACGUGAUCGAGCGUCUGUGGGACUUCAUCGAUAAACUGGACAUCAACACGUUUGGGAAGUUUCUGGCCGAUAACAUCGUUGGUUCUGUGGUGGCGUUCUCUCUGCUGUUCUGGGUCCCCUUCAGCAUCCUGGUCCACUGUGUGGACAAGAAGCUGGAUCAACAGUAUGAACAGACCACCAAGUCCCUGUUCUUCCCCAGUAAUGCCGAGCUCCUGAGCAGCCUUGAGUCUGCCUCUGUUCGGAUCUUUAAGCCUCCAACCUUCCCCUCCACCACCAACGCCGCCGCGCUGCGUUUCCAGCCGUCCGGCCCCCAGCAGACCAGCACCCCUCCGGUCUCCAGCUCCGCCCCGGGCCCCGACCCGGCCCCGGUCCCGACCCCCGGCCACCCCCUCCUGGACAGCCCCCGCAUGGCCACCAUCCAGGAGGACCCCAGCUUGGACUCGCAUCUGGACAAGGAGGCCCUGGAGGAGGCGUUCGGGCGGCCAGCGGGGGCGACUCAGCGCUCCUUCGAGGACCUGACGGAGAACAGCGUGACGGGUCGCAGCGGGAAGGCGAUAAUGUUCAGACUCCAGCGACAACAUCAGAUCGACACCAAGGAGACGCAGUGCUGACAGAGCUCGCCGUCCACGGAGCCGAGCUCGCCGUCCACGGAGCCGGAUUCAGGUUGUUACAGUUCAAACUGGUUCUGUACUAAAGACUGUCGCACUGCCGCACUCAGGUCCGAUAACCAAUAGCAAUCUGUUCGUUGUGAGCAAUAAUAUUUUAUUAUUAUUAUUAUUACAUAACAGUUUUAGAUCGACACGUUAUUUUUCUAUUAUAAUAUUAUUAUAAUAUUUUAUGGAGUCAGAUUAACGCACACAGACGUAUUUCAGGAUUUAUUAAUAAAAGAGAACUUCUGUCUCUUGUUGUAGUAUUUGUGGGAAAUACAUUAUUUUAAUAUGUGCGGUUGUUUACAUAUAAACAACAAUAACUGUUUAUAUAUAAAUCUCGAAAUACAUUUGUAAAUCUGUACACUUUUAUAUUGUUUUAAAGAGAUAUUUUAAUGAAUUUGCUCCAUGAAAGAAGUUUUUUAUAGCUCACACUUUGGGAAGCACUGAAUUAGACUUUAUGGAAUCAAUACAGAAAAAAUAUAUAAGACAAGAAAUUGUUAAUUAUUCAAUACAGGUUGAAAAUGUUAAUUUCUGUAAAACAGUUUUAGUUUUAAUUAAGUCCAAAGUUUAUUUCAUGAUGUCAUCUUCAUAAUUCCAUGAUUAUAUAUAUUUAUAUUUAUAUACUUAUUGAUGUGAUUAUUUACUUUUGGGAUUCUGUAUUUUGGUGGAAAUGUUCGUAUCCACUUAAAACCGACACCAGAUCUUCUGACGGCUGUAAAUGUAAAACAGACACCAAAAGAUGAACCUUCAGGUAUUUUUCUUCCAAAAAUGGAAGUUAAAAGCUUUAAAAGUCAAUAAAGCUGCAAUUUAUCUGCAACUAUGAAGCAAAAAUUUAAAAUAUUUGAUGGCUUCAGCUUCUUGAAUAUGAUCAUUUGCUGCUUUUUGUUGACUAAACCUUCGAGCUAAUUAAAUAUCUGUGUGUUUGAACUGUUUGGGCUUCAGACAUUUUUCAGUUUCAUAAUCUAGAAAAUAAAGAUCAGAUUCAUUAAUUGUGAAAAUGAUCAUUAACAGCAAGAGUCUUCAUGGGAAAAGAUUCAAACAUUUUGGGAGGAUUUACAGUCAGAUAUUGUAUCUUGUUUACCGACAACAGAAGAAGAAGCGACUUCUGUUAAUUUUUAUUUUUUGGCUGUAAAGAAAAUAAAAAUGUAUAUUAUUUAAUCUACCGUCCGUUUAAUGGUUGUAAAAUAUCUUUAAACUGCCGUCCGCCCCUCAAACCAACAAAAAACACUUUAAAUAUAAACAGAUAAAAUAGUUUUUGGUCAUUUUAAGUAAAAACUGUUUCCGUUUUCAACCGUUUUAAUUAAUAGUGUCUCACAGGGAACUGAACCCCAAACUCAGACAGUGUUGGUGUUUCUGUUUCAGUUUGUCUGAAUAUGGAAGUCCAUUUCUGCCACGUAAAGUACAUUUUAAUUAUAUUGGCUAAUGGUAGCCAAACGCUCGCUAACUGGCUAUGUAAUUUACAUCAGUGGUUAGCUAGUUCGCUAACGUCAACAAAAACAAACAUUUGAUGGUUCAAGGUUUUUUUACGUUUUGAGAAAAUAAGUUUUCAGGACUCAAUUAUCGAUUAUCUUGAUAAGAAAGAGAUUUUAUCAGGAAACAAAUGGAAACUUAUUUCAUAAGUGAUCAUAUGAAAAAUCUUAAUUAGUAAACUUUAUAUAGUUUAUAAACUUUAUUACUAUAGUUGUGUAAAAAGUUCAAUAUUUCUCCUGAAAAUCAGUUAAUUGAAUUAAAUUAUUAAAAAGAUACGAAAGUAAAAGAAUCUUAAAAUUGUACUUUGAGUAACUUUUAACAUUUUAUUCUUUAUUCUGCUGGCUGAAAUGAGCUUUCAUGUUUCGAAACAUUUGUACGUUUUAAGUUAAUUUGUAAUAAAAUGAGGCCGUGUACUGCAUUUAUUCUAGUUUUGACUUGUAUGUGUCUUUGUUUUGUUUUUGAUAAAUACCACUUUAGUAUAAAUACAGUCAGCUGUUUAAAUCUGACACAAAGAGGUAUUUAAACCAAACUGACGUAUUUACAUUGUUUCACUGGGAGAGCUCUCGGGCUGUUUGGUACCACUGUUUAUAUUUUAUUAAAUGUUUGUUUUGUGUUUUAUUUUUGUUAUUGAAAGCGUUUUGUAUUUUAAAUGACAAUCACUGAGAACCCCUCGUGCCUUCUCUUCCUUCAAAUGCACUAGUCAGUAUUUUUAAUAUUGUGUAUUAAAGAUAUGUACAGAGUGCUUCUGUUUACUGUGUUGUUAUAUGCAGACGAUGAUGCACCAUAUUCUGUUAAACACGUCUUGUAACGAGUAUUUUAAGGUCUGACUGUAUUAUGUUUGUGUCACUGUGUUUACCUGUCAGUCAGUCUGCUGUUUCAAAAUAAAAGGUUUUACUGACUGUUUUCAAGUGAGCAAAAGUCUGUUUCUGAACGCUGAUGAGCAAUAAAGUUAUUGUUGAAUUCUUGA